AUGCCCCAUCAGCUUCAACCAGACCAUAUCAGCUCCACACAUGGUGCUGGGUCUGGUUACCUGACGGCUGCACUAGCUCAUCUUGUAGAAGGCGCUGGUGGUCGCGUAUUUGGACUCGAGCUGCUGCCUGGGCUAGCUCAAUCUGCUCGUAAGAACGAGUUGAGCGCGGCCCCUGACCUCAUCAAGACUGGUGUGCUGUCGUUACAGUGCAAUAACGGCUGGUUUGGACUGCCAGCUGAAGCUCCUUUCAACUUCAUUUUCGUCGGCGCUGCCGUCUCCUCCCCUCCGCAAGCGUUGAUGGACCAGAUAGCCGAUGGUGGACAGCUUGUAAUCCCUGUGGACGACCCACGUGGAGGCCAAGCUCUCGUUUAA
This is a messenger RNA of Phytophthora infestans T30-4, 372 nucleotides long. RefSeq lists its product as uncharacterized. NCBI's taxonomy places the organism in Eukaryota, Oomycota, Peronosporomycetes, Peronosporales, Peronosporaceae. Gene Ontology annotation, molecular function: protein-L-isoaspartate (D-aspartate) O-methyltransferase activity. The record is from RefSeq and is a predicted model, not a curated record. Gene Ontology annotation, biological process: protein modification process. The coding region runs from base 1 to 372 and encodes 123 amino acids. The transcript has 3 exons. Gene Ontology annotation, cellular component: cytoplasm.